AGACGCGCGGCAGCGAUCGAGUUUUCCAGGCAAAGUCUUGGCUCGUGUGCUCCCACUGAGCUUCGUGCGUCAUCUGUUUGAACACGGACCGGCUCGGUGUGCGUCAUCUGGUUGCCGUUUAUAGCUUUGUGCUCGUCAACCGAACACGAGUUGCCAUGCUCUCACCACUUGCGCAUGCUCAAGAAGGCGAGUCUGUCUGGUUUGUGGGCUUGUCGCAAUGUCCUCCUACUCGUCCCUCCUCUCCGUGAGCCCCGGCGAGCAGAUCGGUGGGUAUGCGGACGGAGGUGACCACGACGACAUGGCGGCCGCCGCCAACUACCUAUCAUCAUUCUGCUUUGAUUUCGGCGAGGAGUAUUAUUCCCUGGCGGAGGCAGCAACAGCCUCCUACCCCUUGCACGCACAGCAGCAGCAGCAGCCGCCAACCCAGGCCGACAGCCACCACAGCGGCAAAGCAGCAAGUACUACUAGUAGUUCACAAGGACUCGACAAUAUCAACACGAGCUUGACCAGCAGCGACGCGAGGAGCAAAGGCAGCAAGAUCGCGUUCAAGACGAGGUCGGAGGUGGAGGUGCUGGACGACGGGUACCGCUGGAGGAAGUACGGCAAGAAGAUGGUCAAGAACAGCCCAAACCCAAGGAACUACUACCGUUGCUCCAGCGAGGGGUGCCGCGUGAAGAAGCGGGUGGAGCGGGAUCGCGAUGACGAGCGCUUCGUCAUCACCACCUACGACGGCGUCCACAACCACCUUGCGCCACUGCCGCCGCGGGGAUGCGCCGGAUACUCGCUAUCGCUCGCGCAGACGCGCGUGGACGAGGGGUCGUCGCCGCUACCCGUGCAAGGCCGCCGUUGCUUUCUUGACACCAUGAAGAUGCAGGCCGCCGGUAGCGUGAUAUCUGACAAUUGACAUGUUCAGGAUAUUAUGUGAGACUUUUUUCUCGAGAACAGGAUAUUAUGUGAUACUGAUUAAUGUACUUUACUUGUAAUUAAUACCGCAAUCUUUAUCUUUUUUGGUAUGAGGCACCUUAUUACUUAGGCCUAAUUGGUAACAAGGGUUCCAGAGGAAAUUUUUCCUACAAAUGCAUUCGCUUCGUAGGAAAUGCAUACAUGAAUUUCACAGGA
Molecule: messenger RNA, 1119 nt
Organism: Triticum aestivum (bread wheat)
Lineage: Eukaryota; Viridiplantae; Streptophyta; Magnoliopsida; Poales; Poaceae
Product: probable WRKY transcription factor 56
Exons: 3
Coding region: 218-904 (228 amino acids)
Biological process (GO): regulation of DNA-templated transcription
Molecular function (GO): sequence-specific DNA binding; DNA-binding transcription factor activity
Source: RefSeq, a predicted model, not a curated record